GCACCACAUUCACAAUUAUAAAAGCCCACUCCACGUCAUCAUCCUCAACCUUUCCGAGAACCAGAAACAAAGAACAUCAAGAAAGGAAAACGUGUUACCCUCUUCUCUCUCUCUCUCUCCCCAACAAUUUGGCGCCUUCCUUCUGCUUUCGAUUUCCUCUUUCAGAGUGGAUUUCUUCUCGAAGAUGCGACGCUCUGCGGCCAAGAAGACGGGUCAAUCCAAUUCCACUCCCAACGCCGCCGCCGAUCUCUUCCGCUCCGCUUCAAGUAAGGCAAGCUCGAAGGAAUCAGAACGAAUUGAUAGUCUAUUCUAUUCGUAUGCCAAUGGGUCUACUGGGUUGAUUGACCCAGAAGGAAUUGAAACGCUUUGUGCUGAUAUGGAGGUGGAUCAUACAGAUGUGAGGGUCUUGAUGCUUGCGUGGAAAAUGAAAGCUGAGGAGCAAGGAUAUUUUACCUUGGAUGAGUGGAGGAGAGGCUUAAAAGCAUUAAGGGCUGAUACAGUGAGUAAAUUGAAGAAGGCACUCCCAGACCUAGAAAAAGAGGUCAGGAGGCCAUCAAACUUUGCUGAUUUCUAUUCUUAUGCUUUCCAAUACUGUUUAACAGAGGAGAAACAGAAAAGCAUUGACAUAGAGAGCAUUUGUGAAUUACUUACUCUUGUUUUGGGUUCAACAUUUCCUGCACAAGUCAGCUCAUUUGUGGAAUAUUUGAAGACUCAAAAUGAUUACAAGGUCAUAAACAUGGAUCAAUGGAUGGGAUUUUUCCGCUUUUGCAAUGAGAUAAGUUUUCCGACCUUUAAUGACUAUGAUCCUGAACUUGCCUGGCCCUUGAUCCUGGAUAAUUUCGUUGAUUGGGUGCAAGAAAAGCAAAAAUAAUCAUUGCACUCCUAUAAGAGAAACUGUCAGAUUGCAACUAAAUCAGAUGGGAUGCCAGUGGCUCGUUUAUUGUACUUAACUAGUCAUUAUUGUUCUUUUGUUGGUCCAAUUUCUUUUUGGGCAUUUUAAACACAAACCAUUAUUAUUAUUAUUAUUUCUUUUUAAAUUUUAAAUUUUAUCUAUAGGUGCAGUUGAGGCUAGAUACAAGCUUUACAUUGUGAUUACUACUGCCAAUGCCAACAUCAUUUAUCAUACGUAAGAGCUUUUAUAGAACUAAAUUGAGUGAGAACAGUCUUAUGUUGUCGUAAUUAUAUACGAUACAAUUUUAUUUUAGUUUAUUCUCCCUGUUAGUGUGUGCGCUGUAUGUACAUGAAUCAAGCUAAUUUUUUUCAUGAGAGUUA
Molecule: messenger RNA, 1272 nt
Organism: Cajanus cajan (pigeon pea)
Lineage: Eukaryota; Viridiplantae; Streptophyta; Magnoliopsida; Fabales; Fabaceae
Product: defective in cullin neddylation protein (DUF298)
Biological process (GO): protein neddylation
Cellular component (GO): ubiquitin ligase complex
Molecular function (GO): ubiquitin conjugating enzyme binding; ubiquitin-like protein binding; cullin family protein binding
Source: RefSeq, a predicted model, not a curated record